AUGCGAAUUCUGGGCUCAGAAAUGAUGGAGGAGCGACUUUUAGGAAAUCAGAGCAGAGUUCACAGCAUCGAGGCCAUUUUAGGCUUCAGAGAGGAGCAGAGCAGUGUGAAGAAGCAGAUGAUGGACAGUGUCCGAUGUGACGUUAGAUCCGGCACCCCGGUGAGCCCCGAGUUCCCGGAAGGCGGCGACGGGAAGCUGUCGGACGAAGAGCGCGCAAAGAAGAAGCACAGGCGCAACCGGACCACGUUCACCACGUUCCAGCUGCACGAGCUCGAGCGGGCGUUCGAGAAGUCGCGCUAUCCGGACGCGUGCAGCCGAGAGGAGCUCGCCCUCAAGGUCAACCUGCCGGAAGUGCGCGUGCAGGUGUGGUUCCAGAACCGUCGUGCUAAAUGGCGUCGUCAGGAGAAGUUGGAAUUGAGCUCCAUCAGCCCUAUCAAACUGCAGGACUCGUCCAUGCUCUCCUUCAGCAGAUCUCCUACUGUAGAACCCUGGAUGGCACCGCCAUGUGUCUCCUCCUCCACCUCUCCUCUGCACUCCUUCCCACCCUUCCUUACCUCGCCGUCCGGUUACACGCCAUCUUUCCUCGGAACACCCACGGUCAGUCAUGCUCUGCCCCCAAUCGGAGCUCCAUGUGCUCCUCCUCCUCCUCCACUUCCCUUCCACUGCUCAGGCUUCAUGGACACACUGUCUCUGGAGGAAGCCGACCCUCGUAACUCUAGCAUCGCCUCGCUCAGGAUGAAGGCCAAGGAGCACAUUCAGGCCAUAGGGAAGACCUGGUAGAGCCACAGAC
Molecule: messenger RNA, 790 nt
Organism: Ictalurus punctatus (channel catfish)
Lineage: Eukaryota; Metazoa; Chordata; Actinopteri; Siluriformes; Ictaluridae
Gene: rax
Product: retinal homeobox gene 3
Exons: 3
Coding region: 1-780 (259 amino acids)
Biological process (GO): positive regulation of transcription by RNA polymerase II
Molecular function (GO): RNA polymerase II cis-regulatory region sequence-specific DNA binding; DNA-binding transcription factor activity, RNA polymerase II-specific
Source: RefSeq, a predicted model, not a curated record